This is a messenger RNA of Oncorhynchus gorbuscha (pink salmon), 5323 nucleotides long. Its product is annotated as striatin-interacting protein 1 homolog. NCBI's taxonomy places the organism in Eukaryota, Metazoa, Chordata, Actinopteri, Salmoniformes, Salmonidae. The record is from RefSeq and is a predicted model, not a curated record. Gene Ontology annotation, cellular component: cytosol. The coding region runs from base 64 to 2589 and encodes 841 amino acids. Gene Ontology annotation, biological process: cytoskeleton organization. The transcript has 22 exons.
AGGCUCGAGAGCCUUACCGGAAUGCACGAGCUGCAGAGAAAGUGAACGAACCGAUACAGAAAGAUGCAGGCGGACGAAAUGGAGGUACCUAUCAUUAAUAACAUUAACAGUAACUGCAACAAUCAAAGGCCUCUGCCGAAUGGGAGAGAUGUGUUCAAGAAUCUGCUGAAGGAUUGGGAGAGCUCCAUGGAGUCCCCUAACCUGGAGUUUGAGUAUGGGGACACAGACAGCCUGACUGCUGAACUCUCAGAGAUAUACAGUUACACGGAGGAGCCCGAGUUCGGCCUCAACAGGGACUACUUUGAGGAGGACUUCAGGAGCCAUGUGCGGGGGAGGAGGUGGAUUGAGCUGGGUCAGGAGCAGCAGAGGGCCUAUGUGAUGAGACUACUAGAUGCUCUGGAGGUCACUGACCGGGACAAAAGGCUGAAGGUGGCCCGGGCCAUCCUCUACCUGGCACAGGGGGUGUUUGAUGAGUGUGACACGGACGCGGACGUGAUCCACUGGUCUCGCCACAACGUGUUCCUGCUGUAUGACAUGGGCGUCUUCACCGCUCUCCUGGAGCUGCUGAGCAUGGAGAUGGAUAACAACCAAGCCUGCAGCAGUGCAGUGAGGAAACCUGCCAUCUCUCUGGCGGACAGCACAGAACUCAGGGUCUUGCUAAGCAUCAUGUACCUGAUGGUGGAGACCAUCCGUCUGCAGACAGAGGACGACAGGCCAGAGUGGAGAACUGCCAGAGAGGCCUUCAAGACUGAACUGGGUUCUCCUCUGUACAACGGAGAGCCAUUUUCCCUGUUGCUCUUCACCAUGGUGACCAAGUUCUGCAGUAUGAACGCCCCACACUUUCCCAUGAAGAAGGUUCUGCUCCUGCUCUGGAAGACCAUCCUGUUCACCAUGGGGGGCUUCGAGGAGCUCCAGGAGAUGAAGGUUCGAGGGAGAGAGAGGCUGAGCCUGCCCCCCCUGCCUGAGGACAGCAUCAAGGUGAUCCGGAGCAUGAGAGCAGCCUCUCCUCCAGCCUCGGCAAUGGAGCUCAUCGAACAGCAACAGCAGGCCAAGAGAGGACGCCGCAGCCGCAGGAGUGCCUUUGUUGAUAGCUUGGAAGGAGACAGUCCCUUUCCCAAGAAGCAGCCCCUGGUAAAGCAGGACAGCCUAGACACGUACAACGAGCGAGACCCCUUUAAGAACGACGACGCACGCGACGAGGAGGAGGAUGGCGAGGAAGCCGACAGUGGCAUCGAGGGCGAGGUGGACCCCCUGGACCGUGAUGUCAUCAUCCAGCCGCCACCCCCACCGCCCCCGCUCAGACCCCCCACUGAGAGAGCGUCCCUCCCCAAGGGUCUGCCCUGGGCCCCCAAAGUCAGAGAGAAAGACAUCGAGCACUUCCUGGAGACCAGCAGGAACAAGUUCAUCGGCUUCACUCUGGGAAAUGACACAGAGACACUGGUCGGUCUUCCUAGGCCCAUACACGAGAGUGUCAAGACCCUCAAACAGCACAAAUAUGUCUCUAUAGCUGAGAUGCAGAUCAAGAGGGAAGAGGAGCUUCAACAGUGCCCCAUGACCCUGGGACAAGAGGAUGUGGAUGAGACCCCAACAGAGAUCCUGUAUCUGGGAAUGCUUCCUAACCUGUCUCAGUAUGUGAUUGCCCUUCUGAAGCUGCUGCUGGCUGCAGCACCCACCUCCAAGGCCAAGACGGACUCCAUCAACAUACUGGCUGACGUGCUGCCAGAGGAGAUGCCAAUCACGGUCCUCCAGAGCAUGAAGCUGGGUAUUGACGUGAACAGACACAAGGAGAUCAUUGUCAAGGCCAUCUCUGCACUUCUGCUGCUGCUCCUCAAGCACCUGAAACUCAAUCACAUCUACCAAUUUGAGAUUGUCUCUCAACACCUGGUGUUCGCUAACUGCAUCCCACUCAUCCUCAAGUUCUUCAACCAGAACAUCAUGUCUUACAUCAGUGCCAAAAACAGUAUAUGUGUGCUGGACUUCCCUCACUGUGUGGUCCACGAGAUGCCUGAGCUCACGGCUGAGAGCUUGGAAGCUGGAGACAGUAAUCAGUUCUGCUGGCGUAAUCUCUUCUCCUGCAUCAACCUGCUGAGGAUCCUCAACAAGCUGACUAAGUGGAAACACUCCAGGACCAUGAUGCUGGUGGUGUUCAAGUCUGCUCCCAUCCUGAAGAGGGCGCUGAAGGUCAAACAGGCCAUGAUGCAGCUGUAUGUCCUCAAGCUGCUCAAGAUCCAGACCAAGUACCUGGGCCGCCAGUGGAGGAAGAGCAACAUGAAGACCAUGUCAGCCAUCUACCAGAAAGUACGACACAGGCUCAAUGACGACUGGGCCUAUGGCAACGAUAUCGACGCGCGGCCGUGGGACUUCCAGGCGGAGGAGUGCGCCCUGAGGGAGAGCAUCGAGAAGUUCAACAGCCGUCGCUACGACAAGAACCAGAACGGCGAGUUCGCCCCGGUGGACAACUGCCUGCAAAGCGUUCUGGGCCAGCGUGUUGAGCUGCCGGAGGACUUCCACUACAGCUAUGAAAUGUGGCUGGAGAGAGAGGUGUUUUCACAGCCUAUCCAAUGGGAGGGUCUACUACAACAGGCCUAAUGAGCGGGGAGGACACGCAUACCAGGGACACAAGCCUACGACUACUGUGAUCUUCAUGUAAAUAUGUGGCAGAAAUAGAACAUCAGUUUGUAGUCACCUGUAUCCAUGCAGAAAUUGUACAGUAAUGGUAUAGACAGUAAUAACGAUGUCAUGGCAACUUGGCAGGAGCAGGCUCUUACAGUACAAGCUAUGUGGAAUACUGUCACUAUUCUGUCAGUCACAACAUCCAAUCCAACCACUAUGUCCAAACCACCAGUUCAUUUUCUUCUCUCACUCAAUUUGAUUCGCUUCUGUGCUUUGUGGAAUAAUUCAUUUUAAAACCGUGGCAUGUCCUUUCUUUAAACGAAUUAAGCACUGACACUGUUCUUAGUUUAUGUUGUAAUGUUUUGCAUGUGUAUUUAUUCAUGAUCACAGCCAUUAUGUUUUAGUUCGUAAAUCUCAUAGGUGCAGAUGAUAUUGUGGCUGAUCUGUAUAUUUCUAGAAAAAAAGGGCAUUUUUGGAAAGACUGUCUGGGAGUGGUCUGAGUAGGGAGGGGAAAAGUAGCUGUUAUUGGCAGACAGGUUUUGAACUCUUUUAUGGGUCUAUUAACUCAUGUUCCCCGCCUGCGGAUGUCGCUAGGCAGACCAUAACUCCAUCCCAAAGAAACAGGAAGAAACAGCACAUACAUUGAAAGGGGCAUUAUCAUCAUUUUCACAGUAUUAUUCCAACCUCGUAGUGUGGAAAUGUGUAUAAACCACAGGAUAAUCACAUUUUUGACUGCACUGAGCUUUAAGGGAGAAUUGAACCACAUUUCCCCUUCCUAGGUUAAUAGUAUUUUAGUUUAUGUAAUCACACAGAUAUUCCUAUAAGUCAUUGAUCAUCAACUAGAUCCAGCCGCGGGAUGUUUUUUUCUUCUUGAGCGGAUGGUCAAGGGGCCGAAACAACAUAAUUGCAAAUCAUUUGUAUACAUAAAAUUGACUGCAAAAACCUCAAACACAUAUAGGGUUUGACAAAGAUAAUAACUUCCAAACUUGCUUACAUUUGUAUGCGAUCCUGUCUCUAUUAUGCGUGGGAAUACUUGGGAACAGAUUUCCACAAUUAAAGUCACAUGGAGCUGAUUUCCUGGUGUUUAAAACUUUAUUUUUUAUGUCCAACAAUGACAAGAAAUUAAAUCACCCGCGGGCCAAAUUCGACCCACGGCCCGGCCGUGGAAAACCUUUUUGAGGCUGAUCUGAAGGGUUUGACCAGGGUUUGGAGGCUUGAGGGGGUUCAUCGGCCCAACGUGGGAAGGCUGUCUCUGGGUAAGUCGAGGGCAGUGUCCCUGACUCCCUCUGGGAACCCAACGAGUCCUGUGGGCUUCACUCUCUGUCCUCCCAAAGGUGUCAUGGCUGCCUUGGUUUAGCCCUCAAUCCACCUCCCCACAGCAGCUAACCUUGAAUAACAGCUGAAGGGAUACACGCGACCUCGUGAGGCUGAUCUCCCUCGCUGAAUAAACAGUAGUUGUCACACAAUGGUGCUGAUUUUUUACGAGAUCUGUUGUCUAGUCAAUUUCUUUCAUUGUAAAGCAGAACUACCGUGGGCUGUCAAGGCCAUUAAGUAUUCUCUGAGUGUUCUGUAACUUUCUCUUAAGGUUAUAGAACAUUCUCUGAUGACACAAGCACAUAAGACAUCAUCCUUUUUCAUAUUAUCUAGUGUAGUCUUUAGUGUUUCUCUCCGGGGAAUUUGUGUAGGCGGCCGAGAUGUACUUGGUUGUAUUAUAUUUGUAUUGAACGAUGAUGAUUGUGUAACUGUGUUGUGCUUCUUUGUGGAAUCUAAGUGUGCAUGGCUGCAGUUUUAUAUUUCUGUUUGAAUAUGUCAUGUUUAAAACUGUAUUCUGAAAUUUUAUACAAUAUUUCGAAAUGUGACUUUUGUUGAAAUUCCGUUUUUAGAACACAAAUUCAAAAUGUACUCUCACCCAUGAUUUGGUAUAUGUAGGGUGUUUUGGUAAAUGUCUAUCGAGUCAGCACCAUGUCUCAAAAGACAUGUCAAGUUUGUCCCACACAGGUGAAGACAAAGUCAUUUGACUUUCUGAGUUUUCUUGAAUGCAAAAGCUUUCAAAAAUAACUGCUUAUCUUGAGGAUUCUCAGGUUCAGAAUGUACAAUAAUUGUAAAGAUCAACAACUAUGGCUUCCUCCUCACUACCUAUACAGUAUGUAAGUACGAGUGGAACUGCUGGAAUAGCAAUAAUAUGAUCCAAUCACAAUCUAAGCAUUGAAAAGUAGUCUAUACUUUGAUUGACACAUGCAGUAACCUAACACAAUGUUGAUAAUUUCUUUACACUUGUUGCAGUUGCUCCUGACUUUGUUUCAGAAACCCUAUAACCUUGUGCCAAUGUAAUGAGUGCCAGUUUUUGAUUAUAAAUGAAUGCCUUACUCAGAGCACCUCUCAUUCAAAACAAUGCAAUCUCUCUUUUUCUACAUAAAAUCACUGGAAAUACUCUACAGUACAUGUAUGUAUGAGUUCUGGCAGUUGGAGGAUGUGUUCCUAGAUGUGUUUUACAGUGUUUGGAUAUUGCUAUUUGUGUGGUUUUUUUUUGUGUCAUAAUUAUAGGAGUGUAAAAAUAAUAAUAUUGAUUUUGUUCAGGGGUAUGUGAAAUGACUGUCCUGUACAGCAGCAUUAUUCCGUUGAAAGACAUCAGAGUUGAAACUUGUAAGAUAAUUCUGUCCUUCAUUAUACUGUAUUUUCUAAAUAAAGAGAUGAAUGGUUUUAAUUAGUA